Molecule: messenger RNA, 1355 nt
Organism: Ctenopharyngodon idella (grass carp)
Lineage: Eukaryota; Metazoa; Chordata; Actinopteri; Cypriniformes; Xenocyprididae
Gene: snapc1a
Product: small nuclear RNA activating complex, polypeptide 1a
Exons: 11
Coding region: 121-1152 (343 amino acids)
Biological process (GO): snRNA transcription by RNA polymerase II; snRNA transcription by RNA polymerase III
Cellular component (GO): snRNA-activating protein complex
Molecular function (GO): sequence-specific DNA binding
Source: RefSeq, a predicted model, not a curated record
GCCCACAGCGUCACCUGCUCGGUUGUUAAAACAACGCGCGCACACACAGGUGCACUCACCUAAUCACAAUUCAAAGUGUGAUAGAGCAAUGUAAACAGAAAAGUUCGAGGACGUGAGGUGAUGGCGCGGAAGAAACCGUGCGAGUACUACUGGGCGCCUUUCAAAAGCGACUGUGAGGAGCUUCUGGGCCGCUUCCAGCAAACCGAGACGGUUCGGUACGAGGAGUUUUCUGCUAUCUGGAGGGAGAUGGACUUUUCUAGUGUGUUUUUUGGGACUCAUUCCGACCACGAGAGCAGAUCCUUCACGCGGCUCACUUUCACCAUAGCCCACAGCUACGUUCUGCCCCCAUACAGCUUUCAAAUUCGGGUGGGGGGCCUGUAUAUGAUCUAUGGCCUUUACAAUACACAGCUUGUUUGGCCAAAGGAAAAGAUCAGGAUUGCUUUGAAGGACUGGUACAAUGUGCAGAAGCUUAUCACGCAGGCAAAAAGUUGCCAGCAUCUGGAUGUUGUUUACAUCUUUAAAAGGCUUUUGUCAGCUAGGGCCUUUUGUUUCACUGCCAUGCCCAAGAAGCUGACAUUUGAAGCAAGUGAUCGUGUUCAACAUGAUGUGAAUGAAGAGUUUCGGGCCCGCAAGGACAGAGUGGCCGAACUUGCUUCCUUUGAAAUGCUAGGAGAAAUUGCAAACGUGCAAGGUCAUUAUGAUAGAUUGAAGAAAUCGUCAAUGCCCGCAUCAUCUGGAGUGACGCUGCUUAACCUGACGGAUUUACUUCGGAAAUGUACUUCUGAGUACCAACAGUGGCAGGACAAAAUCGUAGCUGCAAAGGAUAAAGACUCUAAAAAGGAAACCACUCAGAAAUCAGAGUCCUCCAGUAGAGCUGAUCUGCUUGCUGCCAUCAAGUCCAAAUCAUAUGGUCAUCUGCCAAAGGGGACAAAAUCUAGGCGUCACAGAAAGGUUAAGAUGGUAACAUCAGGCUCUGAAACUGAUCAAGCCCUGUUUAGUCGUAAAAGGAGACCCCCAUCCCUCAAGACCAGAACCUAUCAAAACUUUGGCAAAUCAGGGGAGCCAGAACAAACACAGGAUUGGCUUCUGAGUGUGAUGGAGGAAGACAAGAAUGCAUUGAAACGCAAAGACCGGAGAAGAUUCAAGUGGUGAAAUGACCAUAUUGCACUGGACAAAGUCAUGUCAAUUAAACUGCACAAAACCGCACAUUUUUCAUCCAAGCAUCUAUACAUAAAUUUGAGAAGUUGCAUUAUGUAAUUCAGUGUUUUAUUUCAUAAUAUGAAUACUUGAGCAUCUUAUUUCUUUUGUUUUGGUUUGCACAAAAAAAAUAAAGUAACUAAAAUAUAUAUAAUUAA